Etheostoma spectabile (orangethroat darter) is the source of this 2408-nucleotide messenger RNA. RefSeq names its product bile salt-activated lipase-like. The record is from RefSeq and is a predicted model, not a curated record. The transcript is spliced from 13 exons. The coding region runs from base 611 to 2287 and encodes 558 amino acids. Lineage: Eukaryota; Metazoa; Chordata; Actinopteri; Perciformes; Percidae.
UGUUGUAUUUUGUCCUACAGUGUUUAUAAUAUCUUUCGAUGGAGAAGCGUCUGUGUUGUGACAGGGUGGCUAGUAAAAAUCUAGGUCAAAUACAUUUUUUAACCAAUAGGAGCACCUCAGAUGUGUGGGGUUAUUUCUGACGUUUUAUCUAAUCUCAAACCGUUUGUUAUUAACUAAUCUGUGAAUCGUUCAAUCUGUUUUUGUGAGUCAACUGAUACAUAUUCUUCAUUGCCUCCUUAUGAAGAACUGCAGGGCUUUCUCUCGUCCAUGUGUUAAUUGGCCUCAAUAUGUGGACAUCUACACUGUACUGUAUGAUCAAAAAUUUUACUCCUAAUAUCAAAGAAGAAAAAAACAUUCUUACAGCCUUGUAAAAUGGGUAUCUACUUCUGUGUUGACAUCUGGCAUUGGGUGUUGAUUGUUAUAUCUUGCUUCACUCCACAGAUGGCAUGAUUUCCACCAGGCUGUUUCCCAUCCGAGGUUUAGUCCAAUCAUUGUCCCAGGGUGACAGCAGGGGUUAUAAGCGGUUAAAUAACACAUUUUAACAGCUACGCACACCAUUCAUUCACUUGCAGAAGGGCCUGGUGAGGAAUUCGCUGGCUUCUGGACAGCCAUGGACAAACUAAAGACUCUGUUUGCUGCUGUCCUGUCUCUGGGAAUGGCCGCAGAAGCCUCUCUGGGCGUUGUGCAGACAGAAGGUGGCAGUGUUCAGGGCCAGAAUAUCCCCCUCGGUCUUUACCGCUCUGUAGAUGUUUUCAAAGGAAUUCCCUUUGCUGCCAAACCUGGAACAUUUGAGAAACCCAAACCUCACCCUGGCUGGAAUGGUAUAUUGAAGGCAACAAAGUUUGCUCAGAGAUGUCUUCAGAUGAGCAUGCUCCAGACUACAAGUUUUGGUAGUGAAGACUGCCUCUACCUCAACAUCUGGGUUCCUCAUGGCCAAAAGGUGUCAUCAAAUCUCCCCGUCAUGAUUUGGUUGUACGGAGGAGGCUUCUUUGUCGGUGGUUCUAUGGGGCCAAAUUUUCUCAACAAUUAUCUGUACAGCGGUCAGGAAAUUGCAGACAAGGGCAAUGUUAUUGUGGUGUCUGUGGGAUACCGUGUGGGAACCCUGGGCUUCCUCAGUACAGGGGACUCUCGCUUACCUGGAAACUACGGCCUUUGGGACCAGCAUGCCGCCAUCGCCUGGGUGAACAGGAACAUCCGCUCGUUUGGAGGAGACCCGGACAACAUCACCAUCUUUGGAGAGUCUGCUGGUGGAGCUGGUGUCAGCUUCCAGACUCUCUCCCCCCACAGCAAAGGGCUGUUCAAGAGAGCCAUCUCCCAGAGCGGGGUUGCCUUCUGCCCCUGGGCACUGAACAGGAACCCACGCAAGGUGGCAGAGGAGGUAUGUCAUUCUGUCGGCUGCCCCACUGAUGACAGGAUGGCGGCCUGCCUGAAAUCACUGGAUGUUGAGGAGUUCAGUCUCUCAGGGCACUUUUCCAUCUCAGGGACCCCUCCUGCUGUUGCGAGUUAUCCCGGUGUGAAAAACCUGUCUCUGUCUCCUGUUGUUGAUGGAGACUUCCUCCCUGAUCAGCCUGGCAACUUGUUUCACAACGCCGCUGAAAUUGAUUACCUUGCAGGGGUUAACAACAUGGAUGGAUAUCUGUUCACCUCGAAGGACAUUCCUUCCCUUGGUGACAAGAAUCAAGACACUCUAGUAGAAGACAUAAAGAGGCUCCUUGCUGCAUACACCAAAGAGACGGGGCAAGCUGGUUUGGAGAUUGCCUUUGCUGAAUACUCGUCCAACUGGGGAUCAACACCCACCCAGACCACCAUUAAGACAGCUGCUGUGGAUAUUGGGACUGACUACCUCUUCCUGGUUCCUACACAGACUGCCAUCGUCCAGCAUGCAGCUAAUGCCAAAUCUGGCCGUACCUACUCCUACCUGCUGUCUGAGCCCAGUUUAUUGGCUGGACCAGGCAAACCCUACCACGACUGGGUGGGAGCCGAUCACGCUGAUGACCUGCAGUACGUGUUUGGCAAACCCUUUACCACACCAAAGGCUUAUGGGGGCAGACAGAGAGACCUGUCUGGCUAUAUCAUUGCCUACUGGACUAACUUUGCCAGAACUGGAAACCCAAACAAAGGAAACCUAAAGGUGCCUGUGACUUGGCCUGAAUUCACCAGCACUGGACAGCAGUUCCUGGACAUCAAUGCUAAGAUGAAUGCAAGCUCCAUUGGACAGGAAAUGAGGCAGCGUUUUGUCCACCUUUGGACCAGCACCCUUCCCAGCCUCCCAUCACAUGCUCAGUGAUGCAUUUUUUCAUUUAAAAUACACCAAAUAUACAAAUAAAAGUGUGUACAAUGAACCUCAUGAGUUAAAAAUAGAAAUGUCAGGGUCAACUUGAAUGCCUACCUAAAGUUGUAGCUUUUAU